GUUGCUUCCUUCUCUCCUCCCAUCCUCUCUCUCUUUCUCUCACCCUCCCCUUUCCUCCUUCGCUAACCCCCCUCCUUGUCUUUCUGCCUGCUCACCGCGCUUUCUUUCGACGUCUUGGUUCCUUGUAGCCGUGACCGGCACCUCCCAGUGUAGUAGCUUGACGGGACGUGUGAUAGGUUAAACAUCCCCCCUGCUUCCUCGACAUCGGAGGUCUGUCGAGCAGGUCACCAUGGGCAAGGGACCAGGAAUGUACUCGGACAUUGGCAAGAAGACCAAAGAUCUUCUCAACAAGGACUACACAUAUGACCAGAAGUUCGUCAUUACCACAAACACACAAUCUGGACUGGCCUUCACCUCCACUGGAGUAAAGAGGGGAGAGGGAUUUUCAGGAGAUGUGAACACCUCAUUCAAGAACAAGAACGUGACAGCCGAUGUCAAAGUUGACACGAAGUCGAACAUCUUUGCAACUGUCACCGUCGACGAAUUUGCACCUGGAGCCAAGAGUGUGUUCACUUUCACUAUUCCCGACCACAAGUCUGGCAAGCUUGAGCUUCUGUACAAGCAAGACUACUGUGGAAUUAGCGGUUCCAUUGGCUUGACUCCUUCACCGAUUGUGGAGGCCACUGGAGCUCUCGGAAACGAGGGAUUCUCUGUCGGUGGUGAGCUUGCCUUUGAUACUGCCUCUGGAUCCCUCAUCAAGUACAAUGCUGGUGUCGGUUUCGUGAAGCCCGACUUCAACGCUUCCUUGAUGUUGGCUGAGAAGGGGGAUCUGCUCAAGGCUUCUUACCUUCACACAGUGAGCCCAGUAUCCAGAACAACUGUGGCUGCUGAAAUCGCCCACAAGUUCUCUAAGAACGAGAACACCUUUACCGUCGGAGGUCUCUACGAGUUGGAUACUUUGACCACUGUGAAGGCACGUUUGAACAACCAUGGAAAGUUGGCAGCCUUGCUCCAGCACGAGUGGAGGCCGAAGUCUUUGAUCACGUUCUCUGGGGAGGUGGACACUAAGUCUUUGGAUAAGACAGCGAAGAUAGGUUUGGCUUUGGCUUUGAAGCCUUGAAAAGAUGGAUUGUCGUUCCCCUGCUCAUGAGGAUUCCUCUGCAAGUUGGUGAUUACGACUAGAAAGAUAUUCUGCGUUGUAAUUUUUGUCUUUGAAGAUGUGAGUGCAGUCUCUGCAUUUAUUAUUCUCUCUUGCAGAGAUGGUAUGGUCACACCUAGAAGAGAAUAAGCGUUUCUGAAGUGCUGCUCAAAUUUAAUGGACAAAAGUACUGUAUUUUCCGGAAAUAGUUAAGACAGUUCCCGUCUCAUGUCAA
This is a messenger RNA of Physcomitrium patens, 1313 nucleotides long. RefSeq names its product mitochondrial outer membrane protein porin of 36 kDa. Lineage: Eukaryota; Viridiplantae; Streptophyta; Bryopsida; Funariales; Funariaceae. Gene Ontology annotation, cellular component: mitochondrial outer membrane. The record is from RefSeq and is a predicted model, not a curated record. Gene Ontology annotation, molecular function: voltage-gated monoatomic anion channel activity. Gene Ontology annotation, biological process: monoatomic anion transmembrane transport.